CCUGCCUGGUAUUUCUGUAGUAAGAAGUCAUGGCUAUCCUGUUUGCUGUUGUUGCAAGGGGCACAACCAUACUUGCCAAGCAUGCCUGGUGUGGAGGAAACUUCCUGGAGGUGACAGAGCAGAUCCUGGCUAAGAUACCAUCCGAAAACAACAAACUGACCUACUCCCAUGGGAAUUACCUGUUUCAUUACAUUUGUCAAGACAGGAUUAUAUACCUCUGCAUCACAGAUGAUGACUUUGAACGAUCUAGAGCCUUCACCUUCCUGAAUGAAAUAAAGAAGAGGUUUCAGACCACCUAUGGCUCAAGAGCACAAACAGCCCUUCCAUACGCUAUGAACAGCGAGUUCUCGAGUGUCUUAGCUGCACAACUGAAAUACCACUCGGAGAGCAAGGGUACUGACCAGGUGGCAGAGACACAAGCCCAAGUUGACGAACUUAAAGGAAUCAUGGUUCGAAACAUAGACCUAGUGGCACAAAGAGGAGAGAAGCUGGAGUUGCUGAUUGAUAAAACAGAGAAUCUUGUGGAUUCGUCAGUUACCUUCAAAACUACCAGCAGGAACCUUGCUAGAGCCAUGUGUAUGAAGAACCUCAAGCUUACCAUCAUAAUCAUCAUUGUAUCAAUUGUAAUCAUCUAUAUUAUUGUAUCAGCUGCCUGUGGUGGGCUUGCAUGGCCAAGCUGUGUACAGAAGUAAUUGGAGGUGACUGGUGCUGGUCAGUUGAAGAUAAAAAUCACAGGAGUGUGAAGAAUCAACCUACGGAAUAACUCUUAAUCUUUCACUACUGACACCUUCUCAUUCUUCCAUCCCUCCUGGACUUCAGACUUUUUUUGCCUUACCAACCCAAACAGGCCCAACAGUCCCUGCUUCUGUGCAGCUGUAACCUCAAGAAUGGGCUGUUUUAAAUUACUUGAAGGAUUUUUUUGUUCUUCUGUCCCAACUACAACCUUCUCAGCUGGGUUGGGGAGUACAGCCAGCUCUGAAGUGUGUGCAUGCUUGCCCAUAUGUACAUGCAGCUUUGCACUUCAUGUGAAUGUAUUAAGUGGACAACAGUAUUGCUAGCAGCUGUCUUACCCCUGAGGAUGGCCUUGGAAAGUAAUUCAGGGUGGGAUGAGCCAAACAAGGGGAAGGGAUGAGAUGUGAGUUGAGUGGGUUUCUGUCUCUUACAAAUAAGAGACCCAAGUGUCUCUGCACACCUGGCUGUGCAU
Tinamus guttatus (white-throated tinamou) is the source of this 1204-nucleotide messenger RNA. The record is from RefSeq and is a predicted model, not a curated record. NCBI's taxonomy places the organism in Eukaryota, Metazoa, Chordata, Aves, Tinamiformes, Tinamidae.